Molecule: messenger RNA, 3931 nt
Organism: Lates calcarifer (barramundi perch)
Lineage: Eukaryota; Metazoa; Chordata; Actinopteri; Centropomidae
Gene: oprl1
Product: opiate receptor-like 1
Exons: 9
Coding region: 1457-2575 (372 amino acids)
Biological process (GO): sensory perception of pain; neuropeptide signaling pathway
Cellular component (GO): neuron projection; membrane
Molecular function (GO): neuropeptide binding; nociceptin receptor activity
Source: RefSeq, a predicted model, not a curated record
CUGCUACAUGCUGUUCUAUGCUACAUACAACAAACAUUACGCCAGUUUCCACUGGAAAUUCUGUUUUAGUUCAGCUUUAGUCAUGAGUUGUUUGGCAAUUAAUUUCAGUUGGAGAGAAAGCACAGAUUUUCAAAGUAAAAGUCCCAAGACAGUGGCAGGGGCUUAACAAAGACACAUUAAUAGGUGAGAUAAAAGGACAGCCAAAGGACAGCAGGAGCAGCAGCCCCACUGCAUUUUCUUCCCACACAUCAGAGGAGUUCAGUUAGUUGGGAUCUUCUUAAGCACCCACGGCCGAUGAUGGUGGUGGUGGUAGCGGACACAGAGUGGAGGAAGAGUAGGGCGUGUGGAUGCCGUCGCUCAUGUUAGGAUUCAUCACGGUGAAUUCCUCACAGUGGAGUACACAACUUUACAUCGCCACCUUUUAGAGGUGGCCAACAGAAACACUGAUGCACUGAGUUUGGAAACAGAAAAGUUGUAAUUCCAGAGAUACAAUGUCCAACAACCAACUAUAAACUGCAGCAUGUUUCUCGUUCUGUAUACUGUUUACAGUUUUUUCUCCUCGCCCAAAAGGAUGAUUUAUUUAUUGCCCACAUCAGUACCAUGUCAUCCCCUUUUUCAGCUUAAGUGAUGGAAAAUUUCAUUGGAUAGGAAGCUAAUGUAAGCAUAUCUUGUUAACAGGAGAGAUAAUGUAGUUACAGUAACAGGUUGUAUUACUCUCAUCGUUCCCUUUCUAGAUGUUUAAGUCCAGCUUUUAUCAUCCCUCAGAAUCAAACAGAACGCAGAUGACAAACAGUAUAAACAUAUAUGUAAAUGGAUACACGUGCUGUAUACACAGUAGUCUAACACAAUGUAAAGAAUGCACACAGAGCAGCUCUCCUUCUAGAUCCAAAUGCGCAUACAAGAUGGGUUACUAGCCGAAGAAGGAGAGGAGAGAGAAAGCGAGGGGGGUGUUGAGCAAGCUCUCAUCGAUCUGUCCGAGAGAGGGAGAGGGGAGGGGGGGUGGAAGAAAGCGCAGCGCCUGCCUGCAUCUAUAUCCCAGCAGACCCCUCCUCUCUCUCUCUCUCUCUCUCUCUCUCUCUCUCUCUCUCUCUCUCUCUCUCCCCCCCCUGUCUGCCUGCCAGCUGAUGCUGACUGGAGGUGAGGCGGUUUCUCUCUCCCCUCGCCAUCCCGGGGAAACCUGUACGGACGGACGGACUGACUGACGGAGGUUUUUUUUUUUUUUUGGAUUUUUGACACCAGCUACUUGGUGAUGACAGCGGGAGGAAACUGCGCAAAUAAAGAAAACAAACCAAAGCCGAGAGAGAAAGCGGUCAGAAACCAAGACUGAGCACAGUAACGCAGAGAGAAACACAACAACUUCCAACGGCUGUGUCCUCGGGGCGGUCUGCGGGGAGCUCUGGAGCUGUUGGCGCCAGGAAGGUGGCUAUAAACCACCUGCCUUUGCUCUUUGUCAGUGAUGGAGUUCCCAGAUGACUUCCUGUUGGCCGAGCUGGGCCACCUGCAGCUCUACAACGACUCGCUCUUCCAGAACAACUUCACCGGUCCAUACAACGAGACAGACGCCUUGCUGCCGACAGGUGUGAAGGUCACCAUCGUGGUCGUCUAUAUGAUCGUCUGCGUCAUCGGCCUGGUGGGAAACUUCCUGGUCAUGUAUGUCAUCAUAAGAUACACUAAGAUGAAAACAGCCACUAACAUCUACAUCUUUAACCUGGCCCUGGCUGAUUCUUUGUUCCUGGCUACUUUACCUUUCCAGGGCACCGACGUGUUCCUGGGCUUCUGGCCGUUUGGGAACGCUUUGUGCAAGGCGGUGGUGUCAAUCGAUUACUACAACAUGUUCACCAGCACCUUCACCCUGACAGUGAUGAGUAUGGACAGAUACGUGGCCGUCUGCCACCCUGUCAAAGCCCUGGACAUGAGGACUCCUCACAAGGCCAAGGUGGUGAACAUCUGUGUGUGGGUUUUGGCAUCGGCCUUUGGUGUUCCGGCCAUGGUGAUGGGAAAUGUAGAGGAAGAACAAGAGCAUAACAGCGUUGAGUGCAUCGUGGUUUUACCUGAACCUAGGAGUCACUGGGAUCCUGUAUUCGGCACCUGCGUCUUCCUCUUCUCCUUCCUUAUUCCCGUGGCUAUUAUCAGCAUCUGCUACAGCUUGAUGGUCAAGCGCUUGCGCAGUGUUCGCAUCCUCUCAGGCUCCAAGGAAAAAGACCGUAACUUGCGUCGUAUCACCAGGAUGGUCUUGGUGGUGGUGGCAGCAUUCGUCGUCUGUUGGACACCCAUCCAGAUCAUGGUCCUGGCUCAGUCACUGGGCUUCAACCUGAGUAGCUUGUUCACACUGGUCCUGAUGCACUUCUGCAUCGCACUGGGCUAUGUCAACAGCAGCUUGAAUCCUGUGCUCUAUGCCUUCCUGGAUGAGAACUUCAAGCGCUGCUUCCGCGAGUUCUGCCACCCAUCACCUUUCCGCCUCGACACCCAACAAUCAGGCAGGAUGAGGAGCAUUGCCAGGGAGGUAGCAGCAGCGUACAGCUGCAAGGCCGGAGAUGGUGGGGGGCCUGGGGGAGGAACGCCUAAUCCAGCAUGACUAGGCGUGGAACUCCCCUUGGUGGGGGUAGAUCCCCCACAAAGGAGAGACAUCCAGGGUACAGGGAACUCCAACACAGAAUUAACUCAGAUCACAGCUCUCUAGCGGCACGAGCCCUCCCGUCCCCCAACUAGAAGACUGGCCUGGGGCGGGGGGGAGGGAGAUGAGGAGGACGGGAUUGAAAGGAAAAGAAUUUAGGAAUAAGGAUGGGGAUGACAAACAUAGGACCCGUAGGGAGCUUAUGUGGGUGGAAGGAAGUGGGUUAUGUUGAAAGACUGGGUAGGAAGGGUGGUAGACUUUUAGGUAUGAGAUAGUGCCAGAUAUGGAAGUAGCUCAAACCAUUCUGGAUCCUGGAUCUCGGAACAGCUAUGGCCUAACUUCACUGAGGUGGUAAGAUGUUGUGGAAAUGAGCUACAGACUUUAGGGAAACUUUAAGACUUGCUUCAGGAUUCAGUGGCAGCGUUUCAUCCACAUGUUGACAUCCACCUUUUUUGAGGUGGAUGUAAACACAAAACAGGUGAAAACAUUAUUUGACAUUUAUUGCAGCUCCAAAUCAGCACCCUCUAGCUCUGCCAACUGAGGCUGAUACCCAGUUUGCUGCAGCUUUAGAAAGAUGCCUAACUUGGUUAUGAGAAGGCAGGAGUUUGAGCUAGAUAUUUGGAGAGAACUUACAAACAGCAGGGGAUUAACUGAAGGAGCUGCUGAUACCAAAUCUCUGAAACCACCACGCACUACUUUUGUGCUUGUAGAAAGAAUAUUAACAACAUUGGAAGAAUGGAUUGUGGCCGUCUGGUGGACCAUGGACUGAAGACUUGCCAAGGAAGAAGUAAGGAGGAGUAAAGUUUUCUGGAGGUGUGAAAUGGUUGAUAAACACUUUCACUACAGUUUAUUCUAUCUUCACCAAUUGAUGUUUCAGUCCUAAGAACUUGGUUCGAAGCUGUGGACAAAAGACCCUGUGGCCCAUACUGAUCUCAGUGUUGGGUCUUCAUCGUGAUGGGUCCUGUAUGGGUCAAUGUAAAAACAAUUCGUAAUGACAAUAUGCUGCUGAGCCCUUAUCAGGACUAAAUGGGCAUAUAAAAUGUAAUGUGAUAUUUGAGAGUGUUGUCAGGAAGUUGGAUGUAAUAUCUAAAAAAACAAUAGGUGGCAUAAGGAAGAAUAACAAUGUGCAACAAGCUACUCUUGAACAAUACUUCUUAAACUGUGUCUAUGGACCCAGAAUGGGUCACAUGAAUGUUAUUUCUCAUAGAAGCAACAUUUCUCAACGUGUCCUGAAGCAAAAUAAGCCUAAGGAAUCCUGUCGUAAAACAAGUUUCUUAGCGUUUUUGUGAUUUUUGAAAACUUUUUAUGCUCAUCUGU